AAUUCUAAAAAACACAAAGGAGAAGAAAGUAUAAACAAAAACAUAUACAGUUCAAGAAAAUGUCUGCAAAACGGGUCUUCGACAAGUUCGACAAGAACAAAGACGGUAAACUCUCGUUAGAGGAGUUUCGUGAAGCGGCUCUUGCUUUCUCUCCCAAAUUAUCUCAGGAGGACAUCGUAAAGUUAUUCAACGAGAUCGACGCGGAUGGUAACGGCGAGCUAAACGCCGACGAGUUUACUUCUUGCAUCGAGAAGAUGUUGAAGGAAGUGUUUGAUCUUUGUGAUGUCGACGGUGAUGGGAAGAUACCGGUCAGUGAUUCCUAUGUGACCAUGACUAGCAUCGGAAAGACAUGCACCGAGGAGAGUUGUGCCGAAAAGGUUAAAGCGGUGGAUGCAGAUGGUGAUGGCUAUUUAAACUUUGACGAGUUUAUGGCUUUGGUAAUUGGUGACAUAUGAGAGAGUCAACCUAAAUUGCUUGUUCAGUAAUAAGAGUAUACAUAUGUUCUUUCCGCUAAUUAUAUUAUAUCAUUUACAAAUAACAACAUGCCAAAUGUGUUGGCCGUUGGGUCAUUAGCCAUAUAUACUGGUAUUAUAAAUAUUAAUAAAAUCCUAAAUUAACAGUAA
This is a messenger RNA of Camelina sativa (false flax), 623 nucleotides long. The record is from RefSeq and is a predicted model, not a curated record. NCBI's taxonomy places the organism in Eukaryota, Viridiplantae, Streptophyta, Magnoliopsida, Brassicales, Brassicaceae.